Aspergillus versicolor CBS 583.65 is the source of this 462-nucleotide messenger RNA. RefSeq lists its product as uncharacterized. The transcript has 2 exons. Bases 1 to 462 code for a protein of 153 amino acids. NCBI's taxonomy places the organism in Eukaryota, Fungi, Ascomycota, Eurotiomycetes, Eurotiales, Aspergillaceae. The record is from RefSeq and is a predicted model, not a curated record.
AUGGCCCUCGCAAACUACAGUACCCUCAAUAACUUCCAGAGAGAGUAUGAGAGAAUCAACGGCAGUAACCCCGAGGACUGCGUGGGGGCUACAUGGAGCGUUAUACUGGGGACAAUCUUUCCUGCCAUGCAAGGCGACUAUGCCAUCGAAUCACAAGCCAGAAACCCUGGUGGGUAUACUGAUUUUACCAUCUGUGACUGGGUUGGACCCCUUCGCCGGCCAUUUUUGUUGUGGAGACCAAGAAGGCUCCCAGGGGCCGUCGCCGGCCAGGCUGGCAAAGUGCUGAAAGGCAGCUCCGCCGAUAUCUCCAAGGUUGGGCCCAAACUGCUCGCCAGGGCCAGACAGCGCGGGCAACAUGUUACGGCGCCAUUGCAAUCGGGAAGCGGGUGCGGUUCUAUACAUACAACUAUGAGACAAAUGAUAUCGCGCCCAUGCAACGUCGGGUCCGACGCUAUGAGGUGA